CGGUUCAAUAAACAGUGCCAGACCGGGUGGAUAAAUCGAUUCUUCAAUCGACUGAGACGCUGAGAAAAAAAAAACACAAAUGGUGGCGGGGAGGGUUUUCGUUUUCUCUUCUUCUCUGGCUCUUCGUAAAGCUCAUAACUUGAAGAUACUCUUCUCUAAAUCUUCCAUUUUUACGAAAUACCCACUUCACAGAACCAGUAGCUUGGGUGAUGUUAUGUGCAAGGCUUUUGGUCAAGAACCUUCUUUUGGACUACUUCAUGAUUUAAGAAGAUUUCCUUUUAACGGAUGUCUAUGGAUUCAUUCAGCUCCAUCUCUGAGUACUGUCGACAAAGUUGUGGAUCCACUGAAGUGUCCUGAGAGUGGAAAAAUUGCUGAUGCUGCGGGUGAUUCAAAAGUAAAGAGAAAGAAGCUGAAAGGAAAACGAGCUGUUGUAAGGUGGUUAAAGUUCUUUAGAUGGAAGAAGAAGAAAGAAUAUGAAAGGAUGACAGCAGAAGAGAAAAUUUUGUAUAAAUUAAGAAAGGCUCGGAAGAAAGAGGAAAGGCUAGUUGAAGCAUUGAAAAAGGUCGAACCUAAGGAAUCCUCUGAUACAACCCAUGAUCCGGAGGUAUUAACGCCAGAAGAACAUUUCUUCUAUCUGAAGAUGGGCCUCAAGUGCAAGAAUUAUGUUCCUGUUGGAAGACGGGGAAUAUACCAGGGUGUAAUUCUAAAUAUGCAUCUGCACUGGAAGAAACAUCAGACUCUGAAGGUUGUGGUAAAGACGUUCUCAGCAGAGGAGGUCAAGGAGAUUGCUGCUGAGCUGGCCAGAUUGACUGGAGGAAUUGUUCUUGAUAUUCAUGAAGAAAAUACAGUAAUUAUGUACAGAGGGAAGAAUUAUUCACAACCCCCAACAGAGAUAAUGUCCCCCAGGGUCACACUCUCAAGAAAGAAGGCUUUGGAUAAAUCCAAGUAUAGGGAUGGCCUUCGUGCAGUGAGGAAAUAUAUUCCAAAACUAGAGCAGGACCUUGAACUGUUUCGUGCACGGUCUGAAAGAAGAGCUGAAACAGGUGUUAAUGUUUUAGAAGAUAUCCAAAACACUGAGGUAGAUAGUGUAGAUUCAGAAGGCAUUCAAAGUACGAAGGAGUCCUUGGAAGAUUAUCCUGAAAUGGAUUCAUUAAUGGCAGAUUCUGAAGAUUUGUCGGAUAUUUUUGAGACGGACUGUGACUCAGAAACAGACGAGAGGGCACAACGACCACUUUAUUUGGAUGAGUUUGACAAAUUUCCAGCAGAAAAUGAUGAGGAACCUGAAGCUUUUGAGGAGCACCUGUGUCAAAUAUCUGUUAACACAAGAGAUGUGAAAUCAUUAGAGAAAGAUGUAGAUGUGAAAUCAUUAGAGAAAGAUGUAAACUCAGCAAAUUUUGAUGAAGUUGAUCAGAUGUUUUUGCGUGCUGCAACACUUCUAAAGAAACAAAGGAGAUAGGAGAUCUAUAUUUAUAAGUCAGUAUAGUGGUGGUAAUCUAUGAUGUUGAAAUGGAUGUUUCCAUGCUCUUGUUACCUUAUUUUGUGUAACAUUUAUUGACAAGGCAACAGUCUUGGAUACAUUAUGGAUCUGGAAUGCAUAUUUCAACUUUAUUUA
Messenger RNA from Mangifera indica (mango), 1612 nucleotides. RefSeq lists its product as uncharacterized. The coding region runs from base 80 to 1456 and encodes 458 amino acids. NCBI's taxonomy places the organism in Eukaryota, Viridiplantae, Streptophyta, Magnoliopsida, Sapindales, Anacardiaceae. The transcript is spliced from 4 exons. The record is from RefSeq and is a predicted model, not a curated record. Gene Ontology annotation, molecular function: RNA binding.